GCCGGCGGGGACCCGCGCGCUUUCGGGGCCCCGAAGGACCUCGGCUAUCCAACCGGUGCAGCUCCGCCCGGCGGGCCGCGAUGUCGAUGCCGCGGGACGAGCGGGAGUUGCAGGCGUUCCUGCGGAACGUGGACGAAGUCGCUGACUUGAUUCAAGGCCUGAAUUCCACAGACCCCGCUAUCCAGGAAAAAGCCAUUGCUGACACAGAGAAAAGACUCGGCGCCACUUCAGACAAAGAUGGAGCAAAACAGAAGCCGAAGCUGGACCGAACUCUCAUCAACACGCGGCCUCCGGGUUUGUCGAGUCAGGAGGAAAUGAUGAAUCCUGAGAGCUUUCUGGCUGCUUUAGAAAAGGAUGCCCAUGACCGAGCCAGGAGAAGGAAAGAAAAUGAAGCCUUAGCGAAUGCCCUAAAAGGAAAAGGGAACGACGCUUUCAGCAAAGGGGACUAUGCCUUGGCUGUGCAAAAGUAUACAGAAGGCCUGACGAAGCAGAAGGACAUGCCAGCCCUGUAUACCAACCGAGCCCAGGCCUACAUCAAGUUGCAGAAGUACAAGAAAGCCAUUCAUGACUGCAGCUGGGCAUUAAGGUGUGAUGAAAAAUGCACAAAAGCUCUCUUCCACAUGGGAAAGGCGUACUUGGCCAAGAAGCAGUUCCAGCAGUCGAGAGAGUGCUACCUGAGGAUUUUGGAAAUUGACCCCCAGAAGGAGAAGCUGUGCAAAGAUUGCAUGAAUGAAAUAGACUUGGAGGAAAAACGGUUGCAGGAGGAGGAGAGAGCCGCAGAAGAAUGCAAGUCUGGGAAGCCCACAGCCACCUCCGUGAAUGUGUUGCUUCGGAAACUCAGCGAGCCGGAUCAGAACCCUCUUCAUUAUGCGGGUGGCAUUCGGCUUCUGAUCAAUAUGAUUCAAGAUUGCACUGCGCAAACCUUAUUUAGGACAAACGGUGGUUUCAGUGUCAUCAGUGACAACAAGGUCAUAGAACGGGUCCUCAGCGCCAAGAUAAACUCGCCUGCCGAACUGGAGCUUGCUUGUUCCCUCCUUCUCCUGUGGCAAGCUGUCUGCAAAGGGAAUGAGGAGAACCAGCGCCUGCUUCUAACUCAUCCGGAUGUGAACGUGCAGCUUCCUGCUUUGUUGCUCUCCGAGGUGCCUGAAAUCCAGGAACAGUGCAUGGCCCUGCUGUCCCUCUAUGCGGAGACCGAGCAUGGGCGGGUUCUCUUGGUCAGACAUCUGAACACCACCAAGUGGCUACAGACGUUGAUGUCCUUAGCCAAGGUUUCUGACAGCAGAGCUGCCAGUGCUAUGAACUUGCUGACCCACUUAAUCGUGGAAGAGAACUUCAAAAUCCAGUGCCGUAUUAAACUGUCCACAGAGGCCUUGCCAAUCUUCACUCAGUUGCUGGGCUCUUCCAAGACAUUGAAUGAGGUGAUCCUUAGCCGAUGCAUUGCCAUCAUGGGAGAUCUCUGCUCAGAUAUGGUCAUCCGAAUGCAGAUGACUGAAAAUCAGGAAUGCUGGCAAGCUUGCUUGGGCUUUGUGAAUGAGUGCUGGACCAAAGACAGCAUCACCAGAUAUCCUGAGUGUUUGUAUGCAGUCCUAGGCCUAAUGAUGAACCUCUCCUUGGCGCACAGCUCAGUCAUUGAGGACCUUGCAGGAGAAAUCUCUGAGAAAUGUAUUUCUCUCUUCAACAGUCUGGAUGGGCGGAUCAUAACAAGAGCUGUUGGGCUUUUGAGUCACAUCCUGCCGGCAAAUCUGGUGGUGCUGGAAGAAGCUGUGAAACAAGGUGUGGUGAGGAAAAUGAUCCGAUUUCUGAAGGCUGGUGGGCAAACCACGUCUGGCUAUGCAGUGAAGGUCCUUGCAUCUUGUGCCAAGAGUAGCCGGCAGGCUCAGAAGCAGAUUGUGAAACUGGAUAAAAAAUGUAGCCUGUUGCUGAAGCUUCUGAGCUGGCCGAAUGAGGUGGUAGCAGGCAAUGCUGCUUUCUGCCUUGGAAAAUGUCUUGAGGUGCCUGGAACAACCACCAAUUUGCUAGACACGGAUGUUGUCAGAAUCCUCUUGAGAGUCACAACUCGGGAUGCCCAGAAGACUUCUGUACAAGAGAAUGCAGCCAUAGCUUUAGGGAAGCUCUGCGCAGCUGAUGCCAGGCAAGCACGCCAGCCGGCUGCGGGAGUUGAACGGAAUGGCAGUCCUCAGUGCUUCUGCAGGGAAUAUGCAAGGCCGUUAGGGUGCCAACAGAUGUUCUGGAGAGGGUUUCUCUUGCCAGCCACCCAUCUGGGUGGAAUUGUGCUUUCUUUUUGAAAUAAAGAGGGUUAAAUGUGGG
This is a messenger RNA of Candoia aspera, 2307 nucleotides long. RefSeq names its product tetratricopeptide repeat domain 12 (gene TTC12). Bases 81 to 2285 code for a protein of 734 amino acids. NCBI's taxonomy places the organism in Eukaryota, Metazoa, Chordata, Lepidosauria, Squamata, Candoiidae. Gene Ontology annotation, molecular function: protein binding. The record is from RefSeq and is a predicted model, not a curated record. The transcript has 21 exons. Gene Ontology annotation, cellular component: cytoplasm; centrosome. Gene Ontology annotation, biological process: axonemal dynein complex assembly; sperm axoneme assembly.